This is a messenger RNA of Paralichthys olivaceus (Japanese flounder), 2939 nucleotides long. The record is from RefSeq and is a predicted model, not a curated record. NCBI's taxonomy places the organism in Eukaryota, Metazoa, Chordata, Actinopteri, Pleuronectiformes, Paralichthyidae.
CACCCCUGAGGCUGAGAGCUCUCCUAAGGAUGGUCUAGGAAUGGGCACCCUGGGGGGCCCUGCAGAGAAGAACCGGAAGCUGCAGAAGAAUCCAAAGACAGGGCAUGAAUUACUGGAGGAGGCUCGCAUGCAGGGCCUGCCGUUCGCCCAGUGGGACGGACCGACUGUCGUGGUUUGGCUCGAGCUGUGGGUGGGAAUGCCGGCCUGGUACGUGGCUGCGUGCCGCGCCAACGUGAAGAGCGGAGCCAUAAUGUCAGCGCUGUCGGACACGGAGAUCCAGCGGGAGAUUGGAAUCAGCAACCCGCUACAUCGUCUGAAACUCCGCCUGGCCAUCCAGGAAAUCAUGUCUCUCACCAGCCCCUCUGCCCCGCCCACGUCACGAACGACCACAGGAAAUGUUUGGGUCACUCACGAAGAAAUGGAAACUUUGGCAGCCACACCUCCCACGACGUUGGCGUACGGUGAAAUGAACCACGAGUGGAUCGGUAACGAGUGGCUGCCGAGCCUCGGCCUCCCCCAGUAUCGUUCCUACUUCAUGGAGUCCCUGGUGGACGCCCGCAUGCUCGACCACCUCACAAAGAAGGACCUCAGGGGACAGCUCAAGAUGGUGGACAGCUUCCACAGGAACAGUUUUCAGUGCGGAGUGAUGUGUCUGAGGAGGCUCAACUACGACAGGAAGGAGCUGGAGAGGAGGCGAGACGAGUGUCAGCUGGAGCUCACAGACGUGCUGGUGUGGAGCAACGAGCGUCUGAUCGGCUGGGUUCAGGCCAUCGGACUGAAAGAGUACAGCAGUAACCUGUACGAGAGCGGAGUCCACGGGGCGCUGCUCGCUCUGGACGAGACCUUCGAUCACAACACCCUGGCCCUGCUGCUGCAGAUCCCCACGCAGAACACACAGGCCAGAGCGACUCUUGAGCGUGAAUACAACAGUCUGUUGGCCAACGGCACAGACAGGAGAAUGGAAGAGGACGACGAUAAGAACUUCCGCCGCGCUCCGUCGUGGAGGAAGAAGUUCCGGCCCAAAGACAUGAGGGGGAUGUCCCUGGGUGCGUCAGACACGCUCCCCGCCAACUUCCGGGUGACCAGCAGCGGUUCCUCAUCUCCCUCCACACAACCAAAGAGGAGCCCGAUGGACGGAAGUCAGUCUAUACAGAGGCUGGACACUGGCACAGUCAGGACCUACUCUUGUUAACACACAACGUUUAUCCUCAUUAUUUCUAUAGGUAACCGCUGGUCAGAGGAGGAGGGGGAGUUCCCUGCGUUCAAGACCAGGAUGAUGAACUGAAUUUGCUUUCAAAGACACUAAAAACAUGUUUUGUUGUCGUCACAGAAAAAGACCUUUACUCACCAAUCUCCGUGUCCCUAGAGGAAACGUUUUAGAUUUAUCUACAUUUGUUAUAUUUAUGUAAACCGAUGGGACAUUUAAUUGAUUUUAGAAAUGAGUGUAAUCCUUUUAUCCUCUUAAUCAACCCACUUUUUAAAAGUAAACCUUUCUCCACUGUGCCCAUAUUAAGCUCCGCUCUCAGAUGUAUGUGACUGAAUGUUUCUACUGUCUGGAGUUUGUAUAUUUCUACCAACAGACAUUUUAUCUAAUCUUUUUUAUAAUCCUGAUUCUAUUGACCAGAUGUACGUUUUUUUUUUUUUGUUUCCUCUUUUGAUUUGAAUUCUAAUCAUUGAAUUUAUGCUUAAGUGACUUUGAUAUGUGAUAUAACUUAAUUCAUAUCCUUUGCCCUUUUUAACUGUUGUAUUUCUUUGUAGCUUAUUACCUGUGACUUUGUGUAAAUGCAGCUCUUAGGUCAAGGGAAGUGUGAAUAUCAGACAAACUGCUGGAGUCGUCGGACAGUUUCACAAACUUCUCAACACUGUGAGUCGUCCGUCACCUGUAGAGUAACUGCUGGCACGCCGGGUGAUGGCGGCUGCACAUAUCAUGUGAAACACACACACACACAGUAUAUUUUCCUUUUUCCUCUUCUUUGUUUUUUUUCAUAUCUGCGAAACCAAAAUGAAACUCUUGAAUUUAAGAAUUAAAGCCAUAUAUCAGCAGCGGGGGUGGGAGGGGGGGAGAAACAGGGCUACCUUCAGAUGCAAGUGAAACAGAAUUCCAGGUUCUCUCUCGUCGACCUUGCAUGAAGAAACUCCUCCACUAAACCCCACCCAGCCCCCCAUACACCCCCGUCUGUCCCUUUAAACGAAACGAACCUCCCUCACCUCUGGAGAAACAGUCGGACUCACUCACACAUACGACGAGUCCCGAGUGGAAACUCCUUCGAUGGACCAACUUCACCGAGGCCUCAGUGGAUCCUCGCUGUGACGAGAUCACCAUCCACCUAGAAACACCCCCUUUUUUUAAAUCACGCUCUGUAUGAAGAUUUCAUAUCAAGCCUUAUUGUUUCUGAACUCAUCUGUCGUCUGCUCUUAUUUAUUACUCGUCACCGUUCAGAGCUAAAGCCCCCGUUUGUUCUCCACGUCUUAGUUUGUCCACCCUCACAACACAGGUUCCGCCGCGAACGAGACGGAACCGAAGAGUUUCCUGUUCCUUCUCACACUUGAUGUAGUUCAGGCUUCGAGUAGAGACACUUCUGUUUGUGGUGUAGUCACGUAGGCACAAUGCAAAUCAUAUUGCUGUUGUUUUAUUCCCGCUCCUCCACCUGUUGAAUUUUCUGAUCUUGUAACUAUGAUGUACAGUCUGAGUACUUAUAAACUAUUUUUAUCACAGUAUUAUUUAUUGCUUACUUUCAAUAAAAUACUGAAACUUAUUUUCCACUGCAGAUUCAAAGGCUGACGCUUCUCUUUUCAGCAUCCGUGUGUUUCACAUGUAAAUUGUGGGAUUAGUCGGCAGCAGCGAACUGGUCUCAGUUUUUCUUGUAUGAAUGAAAUUUGCUGUUAAACAAAUACUUGGAAUCAAUUUCCAAUUUAAUAAAUGUAUACAUGAGUUUAAA